This is a messenger RNA of Puntigrus tetrazona (Sumatra barb), 3520 nucleotides long. RefSeq names its product extracellular calcium-sensing receptor-like. NCBI's taxonomy places the organism in Eukaryota, Metazoa, Chordata, Actinopteri, Cypriniformes, Cyprinidae. The coding region runs from base 111 to 2663 and encodes 850 amino acids. The record is from RefSeq and is a predicted model, not a curated record. Gene Ontology annotation, biological process: G protein-coupled receptor signaling pathway. The transcript is spliced from 6 exons. Gene Ontology annotation, molecular function: G protein-coupled receptor activity. Gene Ontology annotation, cellular component: membrane.
UUUUUGGUAAUACAGUUACCUACAACAGCAGUGACUGUGAUGGUUAUAUAUAUAACACAAGGCAUCAUUUUAAACUCACAUUUGGAGUGUUUUCUUGUCUAGCAAGAGAAAUGCAUGUUAAUCUUUUAUUGACCCUGACACUACUUUGUAUUACCAGGCUCUGCCCUGCUGUGUGUGGGAUUCAUUUAAACAGCUGCAUCCUCCAAGGUGACCCUCAGCCCCCUGCUCUCUUUGAUGACGGAGACUUUGUCAUUGGAGGGGCUUUCACCAUUCAUUAUUAUGUGAGGACAGAGAAGCAGACCUACACUCAACGGCCACAACCACUUGUGUGCAGUGGCAGCAUGAACUUCAGAGAACUGCACUUUGCUCGUGCCUUACAGUUUGCUAUCCAAGAGAUAAACUACAGCUCCGAUCUCUUACCAGGCAUCACUUUAGGGUACCACAUAUAUGACACUUGUGCCUCUCUGGCAAUGGCAAUCAAAGUAGCACUGCAACUUGUCAACGGACAAGAGCCUGUAUUUAAUGACACUGAUUCCUGUGUAAAAAGUAAUGCUGUUCCAACACUAAUUGGAAAUUCAGCUUCCACUGCAGCUAUAAGUGUUUCAAGACUUUUUGGUCCUCUUAGAAUUACACAGGUGAGUCAUUACGCGACGUGUGCGUGUCUCAGUGACAAGCGGCAGCAUCCUACUUUCUUCAGGACCAUCCCCAGUGACCACCAUCAGGCGGCAGCACUGGCACGGAUGGUCAAGCACUUCGGAUGGACGUGGAUCGGGGCUGUGCGCAGUGAUUCAGACUAUGGGAACAAUGGCAUGGCAUCAUUCCUGAAAGCUGCUGAGGAGGAAGGGAUCUGUGUGGAGUAUUCUGAGGCCUACUACAGGACCCAGCCGCGCAGCAAACUGAAAAGAGUGGCGGAUGUCAUUCGCAAGUCAUCAGCUCGUGUGAUUGUUGCCUUUAUGGCCGAAGGUGACAUGAGACUUCUGUUAGAAGAGUUGAGCCAGCAGCCUCCUCCUCCGAUGCAGUGGAUUGGCAGCGAAGCGUGGGUUACAGACCCACAAAUGAUGCGGUUUAAUUUGUGUAUCGGUGCUGUUGGUUUUGCAGUUCCACGGUCUGUUAUUCCGGGUUUUCGCAACUUUCUACUCGACCUGUCUCCAGAACAAGUGCUAAAAUUCCCCCUGCUGACAGAAUUCUGGGAAAGCUCAUUCAGCUGUAGUCUAAAACAGCACACAGGUUCUUCUACUGAUAUGCCAGCAUGUGAUGGCACAGAAAACCUGCGCGCUUUACAGAACCCGUAUACAGACACGUCCUAUUUGGUGUACAAAGCCACUUACGCUAUAGCUCAUGCCCUCCAUGGCAUCAUCUGUAAUGAAAUGCUAUGUGACAAAAACACCAAAGUUGAGCCCCGGCAGGUUUUUGAUCAACUCAAGCGAUUGAACUUCACUAAAAAUAAUUAUUUUGUUUCAUUUGACUCCAAUGGAGACCCUGUGGCUACCUAUGAAUUUGUGAACUGGCAGCUUCAUGGAGAAGGUUCAGUUGAUUUUGUGACAGUGGGUCAAUAUGAUGCAUCCAAGCCUAAAGGCCAAGAAUUCAGUCUGAGCAGAGCUAUCAUUUGGUAUGACGGCAGUGAAAAGGUGCCUGUGUCUGUGUGCAGUGAGAGCUGUCCUCCAGGUACAAGGAAGGCUGCACAGAAAGGAAGACCGGUCUGCUGUUACGACUGCAUUGACUGUGCAGAAGGAGAGAUCAGUAACGAGACAGAUUCUCUAGAUUGUCACGAAUGUCUACCUGAGUAUUGGCCCAAUGGUGAGAAGGACAAGUGUCUUCCUAAACCAGUGGAGUUUCUCUCCUGGGAUGAGAUCCUUGGGAUUAUACUGGCUGCUUUCUCUGUUGCUGGCUCUUUAGUGGCUUUGAGCAUAACUUUAGUCUUCUACAAAAACAGGGCCUCUCCGAUAGUAAAAGCCAACAACUCAGAGCUGAGCUUCCUGCUUCUCUUCUCACUCUCUCUGUGUUUCCUCUGUUCUCUUACUUUCAUUGGUCGGCCCACUGAGUGGUCCUGUAUGUUGCGUCACACAGCAUUUGGGAUCACUUUUGUCCUCUGUAUCUCUUGUGUUUUGGGGAAAACUAUAGUGGUGUUAAUGGCCUUUAAAGCUACACUUCCAGGAAGUGAUGUCAUGAAAUGGUUUGGGCCUCCUCAACAGAGACUCAGUGUUUUGGGCUUCACUCUUGUACAGGUACUUAUAUGUGUUCUUUGGUUAACAAUAUCUCCACCUUUUCCUUAUAACAAUAUGCAACACUACAAAGAAAAGAUCAUUCUAGAAUGCAGUUUAGGAUCAGCUGUAGGUUUCUGGGCUGUUCUGGGUUAUAUUGGUCUCCUGGCAUUCCUUUGCUUUGUUUUAGCUUUUCUUGCCCGAAAGCUUCCUGAUAACUUCAAUGAAGCUAAGUUCAUCACAUUCAGUAUGCUCAUAUUCUGUGCUGUAUGGAUCACAUUUAUUCCAGCUUAUGUCAGCUCUCCAGGGAAAUUUACUGUAGCUGUGGAGAUUUUUGCCAUUUUAGCUUCAAGCUUUGGCUUAAGUUUCUGUAUUUUUGCUCCUAAGUGUUUUAUUAUUGUGUUUAGGCCAGAGCAGAAUACUAAAAAACACUUAAUGGGUAAAGUACCAUCAGCCAACUAAAGCCACCUAAGACAAGGACAGCUCUCAUUCACAUGAAAUGUUACAAUAUUGCGAUGUAUGAAGCAUCUUUCUGAGUUCAAAGACUACUUUUUAAAAUAUAACCAUUUUAUAAGAGAAAGAAAUAUCACUAUCGCCCAUAUGCAAACAUCUCAGAUUCUCAAAAUUGGUUGCCAGUGAAAUGUAGUGUAUGUAUAUACAUAACAGUAAUAUUUGCUCACCAAGCCCACAUUCGUUUUGAACCAAAGUACAACAAAAAUAGUCAAAUGUUGAAAUAUUUCACUAUUUUAAAAAUCUGUUUUCUAUUAGAAUACAGUAUAUUUUUAAAUAUAAUUAAUUCCUGUGAUUUCACUCAAUUUGUUGUAACAUCAUUCCAGUCACUAUUUCCUUCAGAAAUCAUAGUAAUGUUCUGAUUUGCUGUUGAGAAAAAUAAAUAAAUAAAAUAAAGUAAAUUAUACAUAGAUGUUUAACCUUCUAGUAUUGUUCACUUGGGGGUCACACUUGUAUUGUUCGUGGUUAAAACUUACUGAAAAUCCAAAAAUUACCUUUUUUUUUAAUAAAGUUUUCUUUUGUAUUUUGAGAGAAUGUCAUAUGAAACUAAUUCAUAUUUAUUGAAUUAGGGCUUUCGCCCGAGUGCUGACCUUGCCUGCUUGCCUGCUUAUCUUGACCAUUGUCUCUUCGGAUCACCCUUGUGUUCUGGUAACCUGAUUGGAUUGAUGUUUGUGUUACGACCCAUUGCCUGUUUUAUCGUCUUUUCUAUCUGGAAAUCCCUUGAACUUGUUUGCGGAUCUGACUGCCUUACUGUUAACAAACUUCUGCCUGUUGUAUCUGACUAUUCUAUUUUGGAUUGUCCCAAUAAA